AUGGCAGAUAGGGCAGUUAAUCAUCCUCAUGGAGUUAUUGAGGAUGUAUUGCUAAAAGUGGGUAAAUUCAUCUUUCAUGCGGACUUUAUUCUUUUAGAUAUGGAGGAAGAUGAAAAUAUUCCAAUAAUACUUGGAAGGAAAUUCUUAGUGACUGGUAGGGCGUUAAUUAAUAUUCAAAAAGGUGAAUUAAAGCUGCGAGUGCAAAAAGAGGAAGUUAUAUUUAAAGUUUUUGCAGCAAUAGAAAUUCCAACGUGUUGUAGAGUUGAAGUAGGGAACCAAGGAGAGAACAAGUUGGAAGGCUCUAAGACAAGCUCCAUAGUGAAAACCAGAAUGAGGAAGGGGCAAAAUCGAUUAAAAAAGUACUAUAGUGAAAGAAUUCGAAUGUUAUAUGAGUGGGGGAAAGUACCACCAAUUUCUAAUCACAAGAAGCAAGGGCCAACUCAUGCUACUGUGGCUCUAAAGGAUGAGUGGGGUGGUCUUCACCCGACUUGA
Humulus lupulus (European hop) is the source of this 492-nucleotide messenger RNA. RefSeq lists its product as uncharacterized. The transcript has a single exon. NCBI's taxonomy places the organism in Eukaryota, Viridiplantae, Streptophyta, Magnoliopsida, Rosales, Cannabaceae. Bases 1 to 492 code for a protein of 163 amino acids. The record is from RefSeq and is a predicted model, not a curated record.